GGGAGGGGCUGCGGCGCGCGCUAACGGACGGCUGCGGGCCCCGGUGCCGGAGGACCGGUUGUAGAGUCGCACAAGUUCGGGGCAGGGUAGGCGGGUGGCCUCGGCGGGCCGAACCCUUCGCGGACACGUGCCUACUGGCCGAGGGCCUCCGGGGGCCGGGAGGGCUGCACCAGGCCCCCAGCCCUCGUGGCCAGCCACCAUGCUUUUGAGGAAAGUGCCGGGCUUCUCGCCGGCCUCCUUGUGGGGGCUGCGGCUGCCGCAGAAGUUCCUCUUCCUCCUCUUCCUGUCGGGCCUCGUCACCCUGUGCUUCGGGGCCCUCUUCCUGCUGCCCCACUCCUCUCGCCUCAAGCGCCUUUUCCUGCCACCGCGGAUCCAGCAGCCUGGCCUGGAGGUGGUGGCUGAUCUGCCCAGCCACCCCCUGGCUCGCGAGCAGGAGCCGCCUCCCAACCCGGUGCCUGCGGCCCCUGCCCCGAGCGACGAUGACCCCAGCAGCCAGUCUAGCAGCCGGCGCAAGAAAGGUUGGCCUCGCCGCCAGUGGCCCACUGUGGCGUCCAGGCGCCAGGAGGACCGCGUCCCAUUCAGCUUCGACUUCAACGCCUUCCAAAGUCGCCUCCGCCACCCGGUCCUGGGGAGCAGGGCAGAUGAGAAGGGGGAAUCCUGGAGCCCAGUGCGAGCCCAGCGAGAGAAAAUCAAGGAGAUGAUGCAGUUUGCCUGGCAGAGCUACAAGCGCUAUGCCAUGGGCAGGAAUGAGCUACGUCCACUCACCAGAGACGGCUACGAAGGCAGCAUGUUCGGGGGUCUCAGCGGAGCGACCAUCAUUGAUUCCCUGGACACACUCUACCUCAUGGAGCUCAAGGAGGAGUUCCAGGAGGCCAAGGCCUGGGUCCAGGACAGCUUCCACCUGAACGUGAGUGGAGAGGCGUCCCUGUUUGAGGUGAACAUCCGCUACAUUGGAGGGCUGCUCUCUGCCUUUUACCUGACGGGGGAAGAGGUGUUCGGGAUCAAGGCCAUCCAGCUGGGUGAGAAGCUCCUGCCUGCUUUCAAGACUCCCACGGGAAUUCCGAAGAGCUCCGUCAGCUUCAAAAGCGGAAACUGGGGCUGGGCCGCGGCAGGCAGCAGCAGUAUCCUGGCUGAGUUCGGAUCCCUGCACUUGGAGUUCUUACACCUCACCCAGCUCUCCGGCAAGCAGGUCUUCGCAAGAAAGGUCAGGAACAUCCGCAAGGUCCUCAGGAACAUGGACAAGCCCUUCGGCCUCUACCCCAACUUCCUCAGCCCAGUGAGCGGGAACUGGGUGCAACAACACGUCUCAGUUGGAGGACUCGGGGACAGCUUUUAUGAAUAUUUGAUCAAGUCCUGGUUGAUGUCAGCCAAGACAGAUGUAGAGGCUAAAACCAUGUACUAUGAAGCCUUGGAGGCAAUUGAGACCUAUUUGCUGAAUGUGUCUCCUGGAGGCCUGACCUACAUCGCCGAGUGGCGAGGGGGCAUUCUCGACCACAAGAUGGGGCAUCUGGCCUGCUUCUCUGGGGGCAUGAUCGCUCUUGGUGCCGACGAUGCCAAGGAGGAGAAGAGGGCCCACUACCGCGAGCUCGCAGCCCAGAUCACCAAGACGUGCCACGAGUCCUACGCCCGCUCAGAUACCAAACUAGGACCCGAGGCCUUCUGGUUCAACUCCGGUCGAGAGGCAGUGGCCACCCAGUUGAGCGAGAGCUACUACAUCCUGCGGCCCGAGGUAGUGGAGAGCUACAUGUACCUCUGGCGCCAGACCCACGACCCCAUCUACCGGGAGUGGGGCUGGGAGGUGGUGAUGGCCUUGGAGAAGCACUGCCGGACGGAAGCCGGCUUCUCAGGCAUCCAGGACGUAUAUAGCGUCACCCCCAGUCACGACAACAAGCAGCAGAGCUUCUUCCUGGCGGAGACCCUGAAGUAUCUCUACCUUCUGUUCUCGGAUGAUGACGUGCUGUCCUUGGAAGACUGGGUGUUCAACACCGAGGCCCACCCGCUGCCCAUCAACCACUCGGACAGUGCCCACAGGGCCUGGGGCCCCCGCUGAGAGCGCCCCUCCGCCCCCAGGCCGCCUCAGGGAUGCCAUGCCUCUUGGGCAUUUGGGACUGCCCUCCCAAGGGACCGAGCUGGCCAGCCGUGUCGGACAGACGCGCCACUCUCCUCUGUGAGGAGACAGGCUCAGAGAUACCGCCGCCACUGCUGAGCUGUCAGAGCGGGGCGCAGCCACGUCGCGCCCCCACAUUCCUUUCUACAGAGAAGUUUCUAUGAACCCUGUAAACUCUUGGCCAAGGCCAAGGUCCAGAGAUGGCCAUGGCCACAGCAGGUGGCCAGCUCACCUGCCUCCUUCCGGGCUCGACUCUGGCUCUUUCUUUCCCAUUUUGUCUUGCUGUCCUGGCCUCAUGUGCUCCCUCCAAUCACGUCCUCCCGAGAGGCUGGCUUUGGGACACUUGUCUGCGGGCCAGCCUCCACCCCUGUGAUCUUCCGUUGUUCAUGCCCCAUUCCCUCUGCGUCCAGUUUCCUGUCCAUUACCUUAUCGUUGGAGGAGAGGUCUCCUUGGAUAUAGGCCUGAGCUUUGGGACUCCCCAGCGCCGUUCUAGUCGUAACGGGAAAGUCUGUGAGGAAGGAACAGGGUUAACUGACAGCAGUGAAGACAGCCCACGCACCCUCCGCAGGCCCCAGGAAGGGUGCUGCGCCAGCCGUUGGCCUCGGGUUCCCCAAACGAAGGAUGCCCCUUGUCUUACCCUGCCUUAAGUCAGUCCCGAUGAAUUCAAAAAAUGUGAGCUGGAGAUGCAGCAAGGCCAGAGAGGGGCAGCCACCUGCCUGAGGGCACACAGCCAGAAAAUAAAAUACAGAUGAGCACCACCCCUGCCCUGCACCCUGUCCUGGGCCACCCCAGUCCCAAGCCCGGCCACACCCUUUCACGAGACCCAGGACAGAGAGGCCCCCAGGGAGGCAGAACAGAAAGGUUCCAGAAGUAACUGACGGGAGUGGCGGACAGUCGGGCCUGGCAGGUAGCCAGGGCCAGCAGGGCCGGUGGGGUGUGAAAGGGCGAGUGAGCCUCAAGCCAAGCCCUAGACAAUAGUGACAAUGAGGAGAAUGAUAGGAGGGGAUGUGGCACGGCAGAGAGCAAGUCCCAUAGAUCCAGACACACACACCCCCUGGGUGGGGUGGGGUGGGGUGGAUGGUGGGACCAUAGCACCAGCACGUUCUGCAGGACCAGGAGUUCCAGGGCCAACGCCGAGUUGAGGAUGUCCCCUGCUCCCCCACCUGCGUGUCCCCUUGGCCAAGGGCAGGGGACCGUGCUCGGCCCUUGCUCUGGCGCUGUUCAUGUACCCCGCUAGCCCUCCGGGUGACCUUCGACCUCCACGGUGCAGCCCUCCUGAGGCUGCCCCGGGAGUGGAGGGCACAGGAAAGCCUUCCCCUCUUCCCCCUUCCACAGCCCUGGGUUACCUUGGCAGUCGUGGGGGAGCAGCCGCCACCACCGCCGGGAAGCAGCAGGUCACCACCCGCUCGCUGGGCACCCAGGAAGGCGUGGACCUGCUGCCCCCCAGCUCCCACACUGGGAGCCAAGGGGACCAGUGAGGAAAUACUGAAAAGCAGACGGGCAGUGUCCCCGCACUUCUCUCCAGAACAGAUCCUAUUACAUGAGUAUUUUCUUCUCUUUUUCUAUGAAUAUAUAGAGUCUAUGUUUUGAAACAUGGUAUCAUACUAUGCAUACUAUUUUCUUAUACUCUGCUGUUGCACUUGACUGUAUGUUGUGGAUCCCUCUCCCUGUCGACAAAUACACACGUAUCAUCA
Ochotona curzoniae (black-lipped pika) is the source of this 3801-nucleotide messenger RNA. It is a transcript of the gene MAN1C1, whose product is annotated as mannosidase alpha class 1C member 1. Gene Ontology annotation, cellular component: extracellular exosome; endoplasmic reticulum; Golgi membrane. Lineage: Eukaryota; Metazoa; Chordata; Mammalia; Lagomorpha; Ochotonidae. Gene Ontology annotation, biological process: N-glycan processing; carbohydrate metabolic process. The record is from RefSeq and is a predicted model, not a curated record. The coding region runs from base 200 to 2050 and encodes 616 amino acids. The transcript has 12 exons. Gene Ontology annotation, molecular function: mannosyl-oligosaccharide 1,2-alpha-mannosidase activity; calcium ion binding.